Molecule: messenger RNA, 684 nt
Organism: Alternaria atra
Lineage: Eukaryota; Fungi; Ascomycota; Dothideomycetes; Pleosporales; Pleosporaceae
Exons: 1
Coding region: 1-684 (227 amino acids)
Source: RefSeq, a predicted model, not a curated record
AUGGCAGUCAACCCAAGUACUCUCCCGAAUAGAACGGCUGUUGAAACCCGCCGCUCGCCUCCUGAUGAGAAGUGCGCUAUGUGUCGGAUGCCGCUAGAAGACGCUACUCCCGAGUACAGCCACGUAGACGAAACUAGAACCGAUUCAGAUCGUAAUGGCAAAAUGAGAUUAGUCACCACUAAGGUCGGUGGCUAUAAGCGCUGCGUCCACCGCGUUUGCAUCAACUCGUGGUGGGAGUCUGUCGGCCUCCAUCUGAACACGUGCCCGAUGAAUCAUGCACUUUGCUACGGUAUCGAACGUAAAGGCCAAACCGCCGUCAACCUUCCCGAGUAUACCGGAUUCAUAGGCCAUAACUUGCACACACAAAGGUAUUUUCGCCCGCUCAGCUUCAGCCAAUGGCUGCUUGCCAGUUACCCGCAUUCUAACAUGGGGAACGAUGGUCUCGAAGAGCUCGACAGCGAUGAAGAUGAUACAGAUUCGAUCGCCAUGCCAGGCCGAGAAAUGGAAGUCGUGCAAGCUCCUUUUGCUAAAGAUCCAGAUCCUAUCGAAGUUUUGGAAGGGCUUGUGGAGACUGUGGCCGAUGGUCUCAGUCGCCAACAUGAUCGACCUGUUCGCAAUGAUGUUCAGCUGAGAGUAUUACACGAAGCCGAUUACCGGCUUAUCGCAUUCCACCCUUUACUAUAA